Messenger RNA from Cyclocybe aegerita, 2652 nucleotides. The record is from the annotation of a GenBank genome assembly. Lineage: Eukaryota; Fungi; Basidiomycota; Agaricomycetes; Agaricales; Hemipholiotaceae.
AUGGCGUCAAAUAAACCCAACAAGCUGGUAUUCUUGUCUAUGCCAGCACCGGCGUCGUAUGUUGCUGGUCUUGGUCGAGGCGCUUCUGGUUUCACGACUCGUUCGGAUAUCGGUCCUGCGAGAGAAGGUCCUUCUGCAGAGGUCAUAGCGGAAGCACAAGCACGUCGCGGCGAAGAGCCUGACGUUGACCCGAGCCAAUUCCAAGACCCAGAUAACGAAUACGGCCUCUUCGCGGGAACGACCUACGAACAAGAUGAUGAAGAAGCCGACAAAGUCUAUGAACAAGUCGAUGAAGCCAUGGAUUCGCGGCGGCGUGCAAGGAGAGAGGUAGCAGAAAAAGAUCAAAUGCAGAAGUUGCGCGCUGAACGCCCCAAGAUCCAGCAGCAAUUCGCGGACUUGAAGCGAGGGUUAUCGGUGGUUACUGAUGAAGAAUGGGAGAACCUACCCGAGGUCGGGAAUCUGACGAGGAAGAAGAGGAAGAGGGAGGAGAGGAGCUUCGUCAUCCCAGACAGCGUUAUCGUUGGAGACAGGAGCAGGAUCGGGUACGACAAUGCUCUGGACCUGAGGCAACAGCAGGCCGGAGGCUUCGAAACGCCAGUCGAUGCAGGAGCUCUGACCAAUCUCGUUGAAAUCGGUCAAGCUCGGGAUAAGAUUCUUUCCCUCAAACUCGACCAAAUGUCCGGCAUAUCCAGCACCUCUGGUACCACAACCUCCGUCGAUCCCAAAGGCUAUCUCACCUCUCUCGACAACGUGAUCAUUAAAUCAGAUGCAGAGAUCGGCGACAUCAAACGGGCGAGAAUACUCUUCGAUUCGCUCGUCAAGUCCAACCCCAAACACGCUCCAGGUUGGAUCGCAGCUGCAUGUCUGGAAGAGCAUGCCGGGAAGAUGGUAUCAGCGAGGAAAAUCAUCAAGCAAGGGUGUGAGAUGUGUCCGAAAAGUGAGGACGUGUGGAUAGAGGCGGCGAGGCUUCAUAAUAGCGAGGACGCGAAAGUCAUACUCGCGAAUGCGGUCCAGCAUGUCGGACAAAGCGUCAAUAUAUGGCUCAAGGCCGCCGACCUCGAGCAUGACGUCAAGGCGAAGAAACGAGUACUUCGUAAAGCUCUCGAACACAUUCCCAACUCCUUCGAUGCCCGAAUCAUCCUCUCCCGUGCUGUCGAAGUGAUACCCCACUCCGUCGAACUCUGGCUCGCCCUCGCCCGGCUCGAAACACCGGACAAAGCCAAAGCUGUUUUGAACAAAGCCCGCAAGUCCGUCCCCACCUCGCACGAGAUCUGGAUCGCCGCUAGCCGCCUGCUCGAGCAAGAAGCUUCCUCACCACCCAAAACGCCCGAGCAGCGAAGCCAUGAAUUGGACCUCGUCGAUAAGACUAUCGAGGCUGGGGUACGCGAGCUGCGGAAGCACCAGGUCAUGCUUACGCGCGAGGAAUGGCUGAAGGAGGCGGAGAAGUGCGAGAGCGAGGGCAGCCCGAGGACAUGUGAGGCGCUCGUGAAAGCAACGGUGGCGAUGCAGAUCGAAGAGGAGGAUCGACUCGACACCUGGGUCGGAGAUGCAGAGAGCGCCGAAUCACGGGGGAUGGUGGGCACGGCGCGGGCGUGCUGGCCUAUGCACUCAAAGUCUACCCCGACCGAAGUAGUUUGUGGCGUCGUGCCGCCGAACUGGAGAAAGCCCAUGGGACUAGAGAAAGAGAAGUGGUUGGCUGGGGACGUACCGGCAGCGAGGCAAGUCCUCGAGCAAGCUUUCGUGGCGAACCCAGAGAGCGAGCAGAUUUGGCUAGCUGCUGUCAAGCUCGAGGCGGAGAAUGGGGAGUUUGCAGUGGCGAGAGAGCUUUUGAUACGUGCGAGGACGGUAGCUGACACCGAGAGGAUAUGGAUGAAGUCGGCCGUGUUCGAGCGCCAACAGGACCAACUCUCCGCAGCGUUAGAGACGCUCGAAACCGCGCUGAAGAAGUUCCCGAAAUUUGCGAAGCUUUACAUGAUCCAAGGCCAAAUCCACCAAUCUAUGGGAAACACCGCCCUUGCACGGGCCUCUUUCGGUGCAGGCGUCAAAUCAUGUCCGAAGGAGCCCACGCUCUGGGUCCUCGCCUCGCGGCUGGAAGAAGCUGACGGCAAGAGUAUUCGCGCCCGUGCCCUCCUCGAGAAAGCCCGACUCGUCAACCCCGCCAACGAACACCUUUGGGCCGAAUCCCUUGGAGUGAAAGAACGGUCCGGUGGUGCCGCCCAAACCAAGGCCAUGCUUUCUCGCGCGUUGCAAGAGUGCCCUACGUCGGGUGUCCUAUGGUCGAUGGCACUGUGGGCGGAGCCUCGAGCUUCACGGAAGACCAAGUCUGUCGAUGCCCUCCGAAAGACGAAAGAUAAUCCGCUCGUCGUGUGCACCGUUGCUCGUAUUCUAUGGGCAGAUCGGGCUAUCGAACGAGCUCGAGAUUGGUUCGGACGGGCGAUGGUGACUGAUCCUGACCUGGGCGAUAUAUGGGCAUGGUGGCUGAAGUUUGAGAGGCAGCACGGAACGGAGGAACACAGGGAGGUCGUCAGGACCAAGUGUGUCGCCGCGGACCCUCAUCAUUCUCCUGUCUGGCAGAGUGUGGCGAAGGACGUGGCGAACGUCGGGAAGAGUACCCAGGAGAUUUUGGAGAUCGUUGCGAAUCUUCUGCAGUAA